Messenger RNA from Lucilia cuprina (Australian sheep blowfly), 709 nucleotides. Its product is annotated as acyl-coenzyme A thioesterase 13-like. Gene Ontology annotation, molecular function: fatty acyl-CoA hydrolase activity. Bases 38 to 496 code for a protein of 152 amino acids. The transcript has 2 exons. The record is from RefSeq and is a predicted model, not a curated record. Lineage: Eukaryota; Metazoa; Arthropoda; Insecta; Diptera; Calliphoridae.
UGGCAGAGUGAAAAACAUUUCAAAAGUACGAGCCAGUAUGUCUUCAAAGAGUGGAGUUGAUUUCUUGAGAAAUUUAGCAAACUACUGCGUUAAGCUCGGUGGCUAUGAUACUGUAUUGAAGGCCUGCCGUAUAACAGAUGGUGGUAAAGGCCGUUGUAUUGGUGAAUUUACUAUUUCCAAAGAACAUUUAAAUGGUUUCGGAACGUUACAUGGCGGCUAUGCAGUUACGAUUAUCGAUAAUAUGUCUACAUAUGCAUUAAUGUCGGCCGAUUCACAUCCUGGAGUUUCUGUUGAUCUAAGUGUUAGUUUUUUAAAAAGUGCUAAAGAAGGAGAAGUAUUAGUAUUCGAUGCGAAAACUAUCAAAAUUGGCAAAAACAUGGCAUUUAUUGACUGUGUACUCAAAAAGAAAUCAGAUGACUCCAUUGUGGUUAAGGGCAGUCAAACGAAAUAUGUUGACUUUAAUAAGGAAGAAUUUAAAAAGCUACACCGAUUUUAAAUUACAUACAUAUAUUUUUGGUAAUAUAUAAAUACACUCAGAUGUUUUAAUUGACAUUGUUUUUUUAAAGUGUUUUAAGUUUUUUCAUUUAAACAGCAAUCCUUAUUUAAUUAUAUUCUCAAUAUACUGUGUUAAUUGAUGUUUUGUUUUUCAAAUAUUUAUAUAUGUAUUUUAAUUUAAAUAAAUCUUUGUUAUAAAAUCACGAUUUUAAAC